CAUUCGGUUUUGCCACGGGAAACCGGAAGUCAAACUUUAACGUGUUAUUGCGCAUGUGCAUGCCUCUCGUGUCUUCGACCUCUACAACGAGCCGGUAACAAACUGCCUUGAGUUUUUAUCCACAGCUCCUGUGUCCGACCUGUCGUGAUGUUCGCCUGCGCUAAGUUCGUCUCCACCCCCUCCCUGGUGAUCCGUGUUGGAUCCCGUGCACUGUAUAGACCACUGUCCACAGCAGUGGUGUCAGAUGCCAGGAAAUCAGAGACUGCUGCCCUCUUGGGCUCACAGAGCGUUAUGGCCUCCCAUCAGCAGAUGGCAGUGAGGAGUUUCCAGACCAGUGCUGUGAGCCGUGACAUCGACACUGCUGCUAAGUUCAUUGGUGCUGGAGCUGCUACUGUAGGAGUGGCUGGAUCUGGAGCUGGGAUUGGAACUGUGUUUGGUAGCCUUAUUAUUGGAUAUGCCAGGAACCCGUCACUGAAGCAGCAGCUGUUCUCUUAUGCUAUCUUAGGCUUUGCUCUGUCUGAAGCUAUGGGUCUGUUCUGUCUGAUGGUUGCUUUUCUAAUCCUUUUUGCAAUGUAAGCCUGCACAACCAUGUCCUUUUAGGGGGAAUUAACUUGGUUGGACAACACACUCAUUCUUUGAUUGUAGUUUUUUACAAGUUAGUGAGUCCUGUGAGAUGCUGGUAAACAGAGAUUCGACCACGGAGGGAUUUGUCAUUAUAUUGUAUAAUAAUGUUUUGUUAACAACAUACAACUGGUAACAGAAAUAAUAAUAAAAAAUCCAAUCCA
Messenger RNA from Cynoglossus semilaevis (tongue sole), 785 nucleotides. Its product is annotated as ATP synthase F(0) complex subunit C3, mitochondrial-like. Lineage: Eukaryota; Metazoa; Chordata; Actinopteri; Pleuronectiformes; Cynoglossidae. Bases 148 to 576 code for a protein of 142 amino acids. The transcript has 5 exons. Gene Ontology annotation, molecular function: proton transmembrane transporter activity. Gene Ontology annotation, biological process: proton transmembrane transport; proton motive force-driven ATP synthesis. The record is from RefSeq and is a predicted model, not a curated record.